Eufriesea mexicana is the source of this 1455-nucleotide messenger RNA. RefSeq names its product major facilitator superfamily domain-containing protein 12. Lineage: Eukaryota; Metazoa; Arthropoda; Insecta; Hymenoptera; Apidae. Gene Ontology annotation, biological process: carbohydrate transport. The transcript has 7 exons. Gene Ontology annotation, molecular function: symporter activity. Gene Ontology annotation, cellular component: plasma membrane. The record is from RefSeq and is a predicted model, not a curated record. The coding region runs from base 1 to 1455 and encodes 484 amino acids.
AUGGAAAACGAGCAAAUAACAGAAGACUAUAGUGAAGUAAUACAACGUCUCUCUUUUUCUUUAAAAUUGUCAUAUGGAAUAGGACAUGUUUUAAAUGAUAUUUGUGCUUCAAUGUGGUUUACAUAUUUAUUAGUAUUUUUCCAUUUGGUUUUGGGUUUUAAUUCAAUAUCAGCUGGAAUUAUUUUACUUAUUGGUCAAAUAGCAGAUGCUUUUGCUACUCCUUUUGUUGGUUUUCACUCUGAUAAAAAUGAUGACUUUUGGUUAUGUAGAUAUGGUAGACGAAAAAUGUGGCACUUAAUAGGUACUUUAUGCGUAUUAUUUGCAUUUCCUUUUAUAUUUUCACAUUGUGUUGGAUGUGAAACUGCUCAUGAAUGGGCACAAUUAAUUUAUUAUGCAGCAUUUGUCAUAAUCUUCCAAUUCGGUUGGGCUGCAAUACAAAUAUCUCAUUUAUCUUUAAUACCAGAACUCACACCUGUAGAACAUGAAAGAACAGAACUCGUAGCAAUUAGAUACAGCUUUAGUGUUCUUUCAAAUGUUUUUGUUUACUGUAUUACAUGGGCAGUAUUACAUAUAGCAAACACUAAAGAUUUUAAUUCUCAAAUUGGCCCUGAUGAUGCAAAAAAGUUUCAAACAGUUGUAUUUAUUGGAAUUGGACUAGGGACUAUAACAUCCAUUUUAUUUCACAUCUUUGUUAAAGAAAAAUUUACUAAUAAUUCUAAUGGUUCAUUAUAUAUAAAUUCAAGAACAGUAUCAUUACUGUUAAAAGAUAUUCAAUUAUAUCAAGUUGCUUGCAUAUAUAUGCCUACUCGUUUGUUUGUAAAUUUUUCACAAAUUUAUGUUCCUUUGUAUUUACAUGAAUCACUAAAUAUGGCAGCUACAUCUUUGGCUAUAAUUCCAUUAAUAAUGUAUUUGGGAAGUUUUAUAAUGUCUUUAAUUAUAGAGAGAUUAAAUACAAAACUUGGUAGAAAAAUUUCAUAUUGUUUUGGUGUUGUACUGGGUGUAUGUGCUUGUAUUUGGAUACGAUUUGGUAAUGAUUUAACAUAUGUAAAGUAUCAAAUUUAUCCAGUGUCUUUAAUAUUAGGGUCUGCAGGUUCUAUUAUGUUAGUGACUAGUCUUGGUAUUAUUGCAGAUUUCAUAGGUCAAAAUAUAGAUAACAGUGCUAUCACUUAUGGUAUUAUGAGUUUUACAGAUAAACUUUGUAAUGGAUUAACAGUUAUGCUUAUUCAGUAUUUAAGCUCAUGGAUUCAUUAUAAGAAUUACUAUAGAGAUGUCUUAGUUUACAUUUGUGCUAUUUCUGCAAUAUUUAGCUUAUUAAUGAUAUUAUGCACAAAAUCAUUUCACCACAAUACAGCAUAUGAUACAUUAUAUCCUCAACAGACUAUAGAACAUAAUAAUGUAUUUAAUACCAUAGCAACAACGGAAAUAGACCCAGCAGAACAAGAAAAUGUUUCAUAA